Messenger RNA from Drosophila elegans, 1320 nucleotides. RefSeq names its product ryncolin-1-like. Lineage: Eukaryota; Metazoa; Arthropoda; Insecta; Diptera; Drosophilidae. The record is from RefSeq and is a predicted model, not a curated record. The transcript has 3 exons. The coding region runs from base 97 to 996 and encodes 299 amino acids.
AGCGAUUUGGUCACACUUGAAACAAUUUUUCUUAUCUUAAUUAUCGGAAUUGUAUAUUCGUGGUCAAGCUAAAAUAGAUUUAAUGGUUUUGACACAAUGGAAUCUCGAAAAGCAGCUUUUCGUAAUCCCGAAUUAGUAGAAAAGCUGAGUGCAGCAGUUAAAGAGUUUUUCAAUUUACAUGAUCCUAUUUUAAGAGUGAAUGAUUCAUACAAUAUUAACAUAAUAUUGAAUAAAAAUGGAAUCGAGAUAGGCAUAUCUGAAACAAAAUUUGAUCAAACAAUGGAACACAAUCUUGAACAGAUAGAAAAUUUAAAAAAAACAAUUGCCACUCAAAAUACAGAAAUUUUGAAUCUUAAAGAUGAAAUGGCUAAAUUAGAAUCGGGUGCUAAUAAAAACGAUAAACAGCUGAGAGAGAAGAUUGCCGAUCUGGAAUACAAAGUUAGAACCGAAACUCCCAGCCCCAAAGUUGUAAGUAGUUUUGACGAUCCCCCCGGCAGAUCUGGUUGGACUGUAAUUCAGUGUCGUAAAACCGGACAGCUUGAUUUCAUUACGGAGAGCUAUUUGUAUAAUAUCGGCUUUGGUGAUCCAAGUAAUGAGUAUUGGAUUGGUUGCGAGAAACUGCAUAAGAUCACGAAUAGCCAACGUCAUGAACUAUAUAUUGACUUGGAGGACUGCACUGGAAGGCAAUUCUUUGCUCGGUACAGUAACUUCUCAAUAGGCAGUUUAGAAGAAAAGUACAGACUUAAGUCCCUGGGAAAAUACUCUGGAAAUGCCGGCGAUGCUCUGCGAGACCAUGAAAAUCAGAACUUUGAAUUCUACAACAAUUGGAAAGGCGUAUACAAAUCAUUUUCUUGGUGGACGGCUCAAAGUUUUAAAUGUAAUUUAAAUGGAAACUACAACAUAACGAAGACCAAUUUAAUACCAGAAGGAUUUUGGUGGGGUGAAUUGUAUUCUCUAAAAUAUUGUAAAAUGAGCAUUAGACCAAACAUGGAGUAAAUUAACAUAUAUGGUUCAACAGUUGAUACACCCAGAGGAAAAUCAUAACAAAUUUAAGUUGAUAACAAAGAUAUUAAUCAAGUACAUUGAGCCCAAUCUGAUAAUUUUACUUAGCUACUCAGUUGGAGUACACAUUUUCCGGAAGCAGAGAACUCCUGUGUUUGACCCAUUCCCAAAACUAUUUUAAAUUAAUUAGUGUUUAAUUAACACAAUUAAUUAACAACAAUUGUAAAUUCACGAUCUUUCUCUGAGCGAAAUGACCUUCCAGCUCAGCAAUAGUUAUUAGAGCCCUUACAUCCCGCGUCAGUCAACUUGACUGUCAGA